AUGGCGGACACGCGGGCUGCCCACGGGGCUGCUGGCCGCGCCGCGGGGCACCACGGGAAGUGUAGUUCCCACGCCGCAGCGCCGCGCGAUAAGUCCCCCCCCGCCGAGCCGCCCCCGCCGCUGGAGCCGUACCCGCUGCCCACGUUCCAUGAGGAAGGAUUCACGGAGAAGUUCCUGCGCAAGACCCGCGAGAACCCCCUGGUGCCCCUCGGCUGCCUGUGCACCGUCGGUAUCCUGGCCUACGGAAUAAUCUGCUUCAAGAAAGGCAACACUCGGCGCUCCCAGCUGAUGAUGCGGGCGCGUGUCAUAGCCCAGGGCUUCACCUUUGCCGCCCUGCUGGGGGGCAUGGUGGCCACGGCUGUCAAAUCGCGACAGUGACAUCGGACAAAAGCGAAGCUGCGGCCACGGGCAAGCGUCUACCAGCAGCCCUGGCUGCGGAUGGAGUUUUCUGAGAGACUGUUGUGAUGUCUGGGUGAAGCCAGUUCUCGAGCACUGGAAAUGGGGUGAAUACACUCUUGUGAUUAACAUGUAA
Ficedula albicollis (Collared flycatcher) is the source of this 532-nucleotide messenger RNA. RefSeq names its product HIG1 hypoxia inducible domain family member 2A (gene HIGD2A). Gene Ontology annotation, cellular component: mitochondrion. The coding region runs from base 1 to 378 and encodes 125 amino acids. Gene Ontology annotation, biological process: mitochondrial respirasome assembly. The transcript has 3 exons. Lineage: Eukaryota; Metazoa; Chordata; Aves; Passeriformes; Muscicapidae. The record is from RefSeq and is a predicted model, not a curated record.